Blumeria graminis f. sp. triticale is the source of this 2022-nucleotide messenger RNA. The record is from the annotation of a GenBank genome assembly. NCBI's taxonomy places the organism in Eukaryota, Fungi, Ascomycota, Leotiomycetes, Helotiales, Erysiphaceae.
AUGCUUGAGAUAGGUGCCGCCGUGAAAUCAAAGCCUCCAACAGUUAUGAACGCUGCAUCUCAGUCUCCUCCAUCUCCAUCGGAACUCAUUACCAUAACAUCUCCUAUAGAUGAUAGAAUAACCAUAAAAUUCAAAACACCUCUGAAAGGUACCUGCGAAACAGUUUUUGAUACCCAACAGCAAUACACUGGAUGGAUUAGUACACCUGAAAGAUAUGCCACAAACACUUUUUUUUGGUUCAUUGCAGCCAGAGAUCCAACAGAUCAACUAGCAAUUUGGCUGAAUGGCGGACCAGGCAGUAGCUCAAUGAUUGGAUUGUUCACUGAAAAUGGCCCCUGCGAAGUAAUAGAGCUUGAAAGAGGAAAAUAUGGAACGAAGGCACGAGAGUGGGGAUGGGAUAGAGGUGCAAAUAUUCUAUAUAUCGAUCAGCCAAACCAAGUCGGAUUCUCAUACGACACUCCUAAAAACGGAUCAAUUGAUCUUCUGACAUCUAACAUAUACACUCCUCCUCAGGUCGUGCCAAACUCUCAACCUGGAAUAACUUUCUUGAAUGGUACAUUUAGCUCGCUGAAUCAAAACAACACAGCAAACACGACACAGUCAGCUGGCAUGGUAAUCUGGCACAUGCUUCAAGGAUUUCUGGGAACAUUCCCUCAAUUCACGAAUAACACAUCAAUGUCCGUACAUUUAUUUGCCGAGAGUUAUGGUGGGAAGUAUGGUCCAGAAUUCUCCACGAUAUGGGAGAAUCAAAAUCAAAAGCGUUUAACUGGGGAAAUAUCAAGGCUUAAUACGAUCGAGAUUAAACUUGCUUCACUUGGUAUAAUUAACGGCUGUGUAGAUGAUUUAAUUCAAGCACCCUAUUGGCCUAAGAUGGCCAUUAACAAUACUUUUGGCUUGACAACUAUUAAUCCAGUCCGAGCUAACCUCGCAUUAGCAAGCUUCUACGCACCUGGAGGCUGUAGGGACUUAAUACAGCGCUGUAGGGAAAUGGUCAAAGUAAUUGAUCCAGAUGGCAUUGGAAAUAUAGUUGAGGUGAACAGUAUAUGCUCAGCUGCGUAUGUGAGCUGUACCGAAAAGGUUAUGAAUUCAUAUCUUGACUCUGGCCGAAGCUUUUAUGAUAUUGCGCAUCUGUUACCCGAAACGUCUCCCUCCAACACAUACCUGGAAUACCUAAAUAGUGCCGAAUUUCUGGCUGCAAUAGGAUCCCCCGUCAACUUCACACAGACAAAUCAUAACGUUGUCAGCGCCUUUCUCGCCACUGGUGACAAUGAAAGAUUAGCGUUAACACCGAGGAUUGCUUACCUUCUACAAUCAGGCGUAAGAGUUGGGUUCGUAUAUGGUGAUCGGGAUUAUGUUUGCAACUGGUUUGGAGGAGAGGCCAUUUCACUCGCCGUUGCUGCUCAAGCCUCAUCAUCCUACACCUCAAUCUUCCCCAACUCUGGAUACGCACCUAUAAUCGUAAAUUCUUCUUAUAUUGGCGGUGUUGUACGCCAGUUUGGCAAUUUGUCCUUCAGUCGUAUAUACGAUGCCGGUCAUAGUGUUCCGGCAUAUCAACCAGAAACAGCCUUUCAAGUUUUUGCACGCAUCAUGAAAGGAACCUCUAUUUCUACCGGACAGCCUAUUGACCUUUCCACUUACAACACUACUGGUCCUCUAAAUGCAACUAGAACAAACGCAGUGCCUGAAGCGCCAACAGCAACAUGUUUUUUGCGUAACGUACCAGAGACUUGCACAGAUCAACAAAAAAAUAUGCUUAUGAAGGGCAAGGGUGUCAUUAUUAAUGGAAAGCUCUUCAAUCAUAUCGAGGACUAUAACUCUGCGUCUCCAAAUAGAUCUAUAUCUACAAUGAACGGAAGCGUCACAGUGACAACUACAACUGAGGUUUUGACUGGUUUCUUUACUGCAACCUGCACACCAAGUUCAAAAAGUAAAUCCUUGGCAAAAAGAUUCAAUACCUCAAAUAGCGAGCAUGAAUUAACACCUGGAUUCCAAAAGGAUAACCAGGCUAUUGUAAUGAUUUAA